AUGUCUAAACGGGAAAUCGCUAACGAACUUCACAAACCAGCAAGGAAAAAUUUCACUAGGCGUCGAGUUAACGUCUAUGGAAAAAAUGAUUUAUGGCAAGCUGACUUGGUUGAAAUGAUACCAUAUUCAAAAGUAAAUGGUGGUUACAAAUACUUCCUGGUUGUGAUUGAUUGUUUUACAAAAUUUUCUUGGGCGAAACCGUUAAAGUCUAAGACAGGUAAAGAAGUUACUAGUGCAAUGUCUACAAUAUUACUUGAUCGUUCGCCGAAACUUUUACAACUCGAUAACGGAAAAGAAUUUUACAACACCACAUUCGACGCUUUGAUGACCAAGUAUGGCAUACACAAAUAUUCAACUUUCAGUAUUCUAAAGGCCAGCAUAGCAGAGAGGUUCAAUCGUACUUUGAAGGGAAAAAUGUAUAAGGAGUUCACUGCCCGUGGCUCUCAUGAAUGGGUUUCAAUUUUACCAAAGUUACUUGACGAAUACAAUAAUUCAUACCAUAGGACUAUAGGAAUGACACCAAUACAAGCAGAUUCCAACCCCGCUUCGGUGCUAAUUAAUGACUGUGCUGACAACAGUACAGCGAUCGCUAUCCGGGGGCAAGACGUGGCCCAAUUAAAAGAUGAAAUAAAUCGUAUAACCGGAAUAUUUGAUGAAAAUUCAUUGCCGAAUCACGGAACAUAUAUUUCAGAAUUAAAUUCACGUUUUCGAGCUGUAUACACCAUCGUGUUUGGUAGUCUUUUGCCAGUGUUAUAUAAACCUGAAAUUAUGUCGUCGGCCAUCGCAGACAUGCAAUGCGUUCUUGGAGCAGGCAAUAAAUAUUUUAUUAAAGAAUUAUCUAUAGUCGACACUGAAACAUGGGCGAACCAACACUGGAUUUUUAAAAAUUCUAAAUCUAAGCAGGACAACAAGAGUCGAAAAACUAAUAAGUGGUUGGAACAUAACUAUCAUAAACUUACUAUAGAAUAUGGUGAUAUUGAGUAUGAAGAACUAAGUAGAAUAUUAAACUCUUUAAAGUUCUCAUGCAUUUACGUCAAAGGUGAGCAGAAAAAACAGCUGCUUACAGAAUUUAUACCUCAAGUCGUACUAAUCAACAUCGAAGACCUUGGAUGCCCACGUUUGGAUCAAUUAUGUGACGAUGAAACUCUACCUUGUUGUCUAAUAUUGCAAUGA
Metopolophium dirhodum (rose-grain aphid) is the source of this 1173-nucleotide messenger RNA. RefSeq lists its product as uncharacterized. Gene Ontology annotation, biological process: DNA integration. Gene Ontology annotation, molecular function: nucleic acid binding. The transcript has 4 exons. NCBI's taxonomy places the organism in Eukaryota, Metazoa, Arthropoda, Insecta, Hemiptera, Aphididae. Bases 1 to 1173 code for a protein of 390 amino acids. The record is from RefSeq and is a predicted model, not a curated record.